AUGAAUUACGGCAGUUCAAAAGAUAACGUUUGCAAUAUUUCAGUUGUUGUUAGGUAUGCGGCUGGACCGUUGAGUGGUGAUGCACAGAAUCAGUUGCACAGUGUUGUGGAAGACAAAUUAAAAAGACCGACGAAAGGGGGUAGAUCUCGUAAACUGUCUUUGAGCGCAUCGGCUAACAGCGAUGAAGAUGUGGAUAUCGUGCCGGAAUCCGAGCAACAACAACUGAGCGCCAGUUAUCAUCAGGUUCAUUUUAGCUGA
This is a messenger RNA of Anisakis simplex (herring worm), 258 nucleotides long. Lineage: Eukaryota; Metazoa; Nematoda; Chromadorea; Rhabditida; Anisakidae. The record is from the annotation of a GenBank genome assembly.